CCAUUGGGAUGGCUAACGACGUUAGGCACUGGCUGUUGGACAUUUGCGCAUAAGGCACGCUCGGACUGCACGAAGACGCAGCGACGCAGAGGCAUUCCCAAUAAUCCCCGAGCGACAGAGAGACAGAGGUAGAAGGAGUGAGAGACUGGAGAGAGACGUUCUCAUUGAUCUCUCUAAUUCUAUGUCAAUAAUCCAUGUCACACGCAAUUCUUGACGUCAAACCAUUUCUACCCUUCUUUCUAAUCUAAUUACUGUGUCUUCGUAUCCCCCGCCUUCCAACAACUUCAUUUAUAAAUCCCGCUGCUCCUUUUAUCUGUUUCUGAGCUCUUGGUUUCUAUCGAAAUCGGGGAGUGUGUGUUUGUGCGUGGCCAUGGCUAUUGCAGCUGCAGUCGUCGUGCCAUUGGGCCUGCUCUUCUUCGCCUCUGGUCUUGUCGUUAAUCUCAUCCAGGCAACAUGCUAUGCUCUUGUACGGCCCCUAUCGAAAAAUUUGUAUAGACGAAUCAACAGGGUUGCAGCUGAACUGUUGUGGCUGGAACUCGUAUGGAUUAUUGAUUGGUGGGCAGGAGUUAAGGUCCAACUAUUUGCUGACAGUGAAACUUUUCGUAUGAUGGGUAAAGAGCAUGCACUUGUCAUCUCCAAUCAUAGAAGUGAUAUUGAUUGGCUUGUUGGAUGGGUUUUAGCUCAGCGCUCUGGUUGCCUCGGAAGUUCUCUAGCUGUGAUGAAGAAAUCAUCAAAAAUGCUGCCGGUAAUUGGUUGGUCAAUGUGGUUCUCUGAGUAUCUUUUUCUGGAGAGAAGUUGGGCCAAGGAUGAAAGCACAUUAAAGUCAGGCAUCCAAAGACUAAAGGAUUAUCCUCUUCCUUUUUGGUUGGCUCUCUUUGUAGAGGGGACUCGCUUUACACAGGCAAAACUAUUAGCUGCUCAGGAAUAUGCAACCUCAACUGGAUUGCCUGUUCCUAGAAAUGUGUUGAUUCCUCGAACUAAAGGUUUUGUUUCAGCAGUGAGUCAUAUGCGCUCAUUCGUUCCUGCCAUUUAUGAUGUGACUGUGGCUAUUCCUAAAGGUUCUCCAGCCCCUACAAUGCUAAGACUCUUCAAGGGGAAACCAUCAGUGGUUCAUGUGCAUAUCAAGCGGCAUUUGAUGAAGGAAUUACCUGAAACAGAUGAAGCUGUUGCUCAAUGGUGUCGAGAUGUAUUUGUUGCCAAGGAUGUAUUGUUGGACAAACAUAAAGUUGAGGAUACCUUCAGUGAUCAACCGUUGCAGAAUACCGGUCGACCUAUAAAGUCUCUUUUGGUGGUUGUGUCUUGGGCUUGUCUGGUUGUUUGUGGGGGUGUGAAGUUCCUCCAAUGGUCUUCCAUUCUAUCGUCGUGGAAGGGUGUUGCAUUGUCAGCUUUUGGGUUGGCAGUUGUUACCGUGCUCAUGCACAUCUUGAUUCAAUUCUCACAGUCAGAACGCUCAACUCCUGCCAAGGUAACCCCAGUAAAGCCCAAGAACAGGGGAGGAGAGCAGGAUGGUAGCAACAGCAAAGAACAUUAAUUACUCGCUCCUCAAGGCUUCCAUGCAUAGGGACUUUCUCUACAAUGUUAUUUUUGUCGCGUCAACUGUCACUUAUGUUUAGUGACUCAAUCAUCGUAUUUUACUCGUUUGCAUUCAAUUCUUGCAUGCAGGUUUUGGUAUGCAUAUGGGCUCAUUAUUUUCUAGUUUUAUUAGGAUAAACUGUAUAGACAAUCUAGGCUUGGCUGUGGAAGGGCCUUCGGAGUAGAUUAAAUUAAUUUGGUAUCAUUUAUAUUUUGGCCAUGUAUAUCCAUAUACCCUCUUUCGCAU
This is a messenger RNA of Neltuma alba, 1819 nucleotides long. Its product is annotated as 1-acyl-sn-glycerol-3-phosphate acyltransferase 2. Gene Ontology annotation, cellular component: endomembrane system. The coding region runs from base 371 to 1531 and encodes 386 amino acids. The transcript has 11 exons. Gene Ontology annotation, molecular function: 1-acylglycerol-3-phosphate O-acyltransferase activity. The record is from RefSeq and is a predicted model, not a curated record. Lineage: Eukaryota; Viridiplantae; Streptophyta; Magnoliopsida; Fabales; Fabaceae.